Messenger RNA from Camelina sativa (false flax), 2204 nucleotides. The record is from RefSeq and is a predicted model, not a curated record. Lineage: Eukaryota; Viridiplantae; Streptophyta; Magnoliopsida; Brassicales; Brassicaceae.
AAAAUUGUCUUUGAUUUUCAAGAGAUAAGGAACACAAAAACCUUCAAGGAUUGAUUCCUGAUUUUUUUAUUCUCUUAAAUUUGGGUUGGCAAAAAACAUGAGAUUGAUUCACUUUCUAAUUUGAUUCAUCUUCUUUGACUAAAAUCAUGGCAAAAGAAAGAAAAUUAUCAGAGGUGGACUUAUUCUGUGGAUUCACUGUUCACUUUCUCUUUGAAGAACAAAGUUGUAGAUGUAGUUUUUAUUUUCUUUCUGAGAAUAAUUUUUUUUCUUGGGCUGGGAAAAUUUCAGGGAGAUCUUCUUCGUCUCUUUACUUUCGUUUCUUUCUCCUACUUUUUUUUUCUUCACUAGGCAUCUUGCGAACUACGCAAGUUUUUGCUAGUUUACUACUACUAUUUUGAUUUUGUUACCUUUUUUUUUUCUUUUGACAUUUUGAUCGAAAGCUUUUUUUUUUCCUUCUCCAGAUUAACGCUCUCCUCCAUUUUCUUUUUCAUUUUUGUAACAAAUUUUUAAUGUUGUUAUAUCGUCAAACGCAAACUAUUUUCUGGUAAAUUCUCUUGAUGUUCUUCGUCAAGUUCUGAGAAAAAUUUCUCGGUUGUUUGUGGUUUUUGUUUCAGUGUGAUUUUUUUAUUUCUCUGUUCAAUCGAUGCCCCUUUACAUCGUUUCUUUAGAGUCAAUUCUGAAGUUUUCUUUAAAUGUUUUUGAAUUUUCCCUUGUCUGUGGUUAAAUGGUGUAUUUUAGGGUCACAAGCAAUGGCUAGCAGAGGUUCAGUUUCUAGGGGUAGUGAAUCAUCAGAACGUUGUGAAACUCAUCAGAGGACGGCGAGACUGGGAUCUAGAGGCUUUUGGUUUAUGAGUACAUGUCGAAUAAAAGUUUAGAGGACCAUCUUUUCACCCGUGGAUCACGCACAUUACCAUGGAGGACCAUCUUUGCAACUUCGUGGGGCUCUUAAGCUCCUCUACAUCUCUCAAAGUGAGUCUAUCCCAGCUCUUGAAAAAUAUUGUCCUUAGGAGUUACAACCCAACAAAUUUGAGAGAAAGAGACAGAGAGAGAUCGUUCUAGUGGCGACAAGAGAGCAACAUGAUGAUGGUUCGAAAUUACUACUCAACCGAAUCGUUGAAGCAUUGUAAUGGCGACGAGAGAGCAAACAAGUCAGAGAGAGGUCUGUUUCUUUUUGAUUCUGUGGAACAGGUGGGCUUUGAUUGAUUUAUUUGACUCUCUCUCUCUCUCUCUCGUUGNAUUGAUUCAGAACACAAUCGUCACCAACGUGCUUGCUUAAGGUCAAGGAGAUCAUCAUUGAAGGUAGAGAGCAUAAACAACUAAUUCCAUAAACGACACCAUUCUAUGAUCCAACUUCCACGAUGCAGAAGAAGAAGAACACCUCCAGGGACCUGCGACGAAGUGGAGUUUAUAAUGAUGCUGGUUGUUCCUGUUCUCGUCCAAGAAAUCGAAAAGCAAUAUGAGAAGCUUGACAAGCAUCUCAAGAAGCUUCAAGGGGCACACGAAGAGACGAAAGGCGUCACUAAGGCUCCUACUAUGAAAUCAAUCAAACAGAGGAUGGAGAGAGAUGUUGAUGAAGUGGGAAGAAUUUCUCGUUUCAUUAAAGGAAAGAUCGAAGAACUGGAUCAAGAGAAUCUGGAGAACCGUACUAAACCGAGUUGUGGGAAAGGAACAGGUAUAGACAGAACAAGAACAGCCACAACUAUUGCGGUGAAGAAGAAAUUUAAGGAAAAUAUAUCUGAAUUCCAAACUCUUAGACAGAACAUUCAACACGAAUACAGAGAAGUUGUAGAGAGGCGUGUGUUCACAGUGACUGGUCAACGAGCUGAUGAAGAGAUAGUUGAUAGAUUGAUCGAAACUGGAGACAGUGAGCAGAUAUUCCAGAAAACGAUCAGGGAGCAAGGACGAGGACAAAUAAUGGAUACGCUGGCCGAGAUUCAGGAACGCUAUCUCUGUUCUCAAACCAUGGACAUCAUUAUUCUUCUUAUCAUCAUUAUCAUUACUGUUAUCUCUGUUCUCAAACCAUGGACACAGAAAAAUGGUGGUGCCUAAGGUUCUCUUCUCUCUCCCUGCUUCAGGAGCUUCUGUAUACAACAAUAUAUAUGCAUAUGUGUAUUCAUCACAUCUCAUACUAUUGACCUUCCACUAUCACUACGAAAAUGAUGUAUUCUUUUGACCGGAUUAAUGAAUUAACUAUUUUCAGUGAA